This is a messenger RNA of Hordeum vulgare subsp. vulgare (domesticated barley), 1122 nucleotides long. RefSeq names its product dof zinc finger protein DOF3.1-like. The coding region runs from base 217 to 843 and encodes 208 amino acids. The transcript is spliced from 2 exons. Gene Ontology annotation, molecular function: DNA-binding transcription factor activity; DNA binding. Gene Ontology annotation, biological process: regulation of DNA-templated transcription. Lineage: Eukaryota; Viridiplantae; Streptophyta; Magnoliopsida; Poales; Poaceae. The record is from RefSeq and is a predicted model, not a curated record.
CAUACGCAUAGGUUACUACUACUAGGCCACGACCAUCAUCUGAUUGCCGCCGCCCAUCCAGCUCACACUGACCGCUUACGUCUCACUCUCUCCUCCCUCUCCUAGCUAAUUGUCUAGCUACGGGUAGCUAGCUGGUGAUCACCACGCGCGCUCGCCGCUCGUUUUAAGCCGGCCGGGUCGGACACGGCAUGCGCUGCUCCGCCCGCACGGCAAACCAUGGCUCCAGCUUCCGCAUCGCUCCUCCCCGCCGCCGCCGCCAAGCGCCCCUUCGCCACCGACUCUGCCUUCGACCCUUCUGAAGAAGGGCAACAACUCGCGCAGGAGAGCGCGGUGACCAAGAAGAACGGCGAGAGCCAGCAGCAGAAGCUGGAGUGCCCGCGGUGCAGCUCCAGCGACACCAAGUUCUGCUACUACAACAACUACAGCAUGGCACAGCCGCGCCACUACUGCCGCACAUGCCGCCGCUACUGGACGCACGGUGGCACGCUGCGCAAGGUCCCCGUCGGUGGCGCGUGCCGCCGCAGCUCCGGCAACAGCAACAAGCGCCGCAGGCCCUCCGCCGAGCCCCACACGCCCUCCUCCGACUCGCCGCAGCCGGACCAGCUGGAUACGCUCCCACCGUUCCCGGUCUUCCCGUUCCUCACCGACGGCGGCCCCGUCUUUCUUCCGCAGUUCGACCUCGGGCUCGGCGGAUUCCCGUGGACGGCACCGCCGGCCACGGACCACCUCUACGACGGGCUCGCGGCGCCGUCGGGUGGCUGUGAUGGGGCGCUCACCCCCGCCGGCGCGUGGGACGACUUGGGCGGCCUCGACUUCACCUGGCCACCGCCUGCCGGCAACUGACCAGCGUCAUCAUGUCAGUCAGCAUGUCGCCGGCGCGUUCGAGGCUCCUGUUUUAUCAUCGCAGCCUCAUGUGAUGUGACCAACUAGACAUCUUUCUCCACACUUGAUGUCUGAUAACAUAGCUCGAUCCAUUUGAAGUUAAAUUUUUCAUGUAAUUUGGAUGUGGCUAGCAAGCGCAUGUUGUUAAGUACUUUGUUGUGCUAGAUAAACCUCAUGGGAAUAGGAACUCAUGCAACUUGAGUAGAGCAAUGUUGUAAUAAAUGGCCAUUUCUUUUGAAA